AUGUUUUCGAACGUGUUUAGCCGAGGCUUUCAGGUCAAGUCCAUUACCUCGGCCUCGCUCCGACACCGCUCCGUUCCCCAGAAACAGCCUGCGAAGGUUGUGAGUGCCGUUGCGAAGCUGAGCUCUACCGGUCUCGCACGACAAAACAUGGCCCCUCCUACUACUUACCAGGAAGACCCAUACGCAGGUCCUAUGCUUCGAUUUCAGAAGUUUUUACCAAAACUUCCAGUACCGACACUGCAAGAGACCGCCGACCGAUACGUCAAGUCCCUCAAGCCCCUCCUUACAGAACAAGAGCUCCAAAGGACCAAGACAGCUGUCGCAGAGUUCAUUCGAGAAGGUGGAGUCGGUCAACAGCUCCAGGAGAAGCUUCUCGCAAAAGCCCAAAACCCUGAAGUCAACAACUGGCUAUCCGACUGGUGGAACGAUGCUGCGUACCUCUCCUACCGUGAUCCCGUCGUCCCUUAUGUCUCGUACUUUUACUCCUACAAGGAUGACAAGAAGCGUAGGCACCCGGUAAAGCGUGCGGCCGCUAUCACCACUUCGGUUCUCAAAUUCAAGAAGAUGGUCGAUGAGAAGACGUUAGAGCCCGAGUAUAUGCGCGGGUUGCCCAUCUGCAUGGACUCUUACAGGUGGAUGUUCAACGCUUGCCGUAUCCCAGAAAAGCCGGCCGACUACCCUGUUAAGUACGAUUAUGAGUCCAACAAGCACUUUGUUGUUGCUAGGAAGAACAGGUUCUACAAGGUCUUGCAUGAAGUUGAUGGAGUUCAACUUAGCACCGGGGAGCUCGAAGCACAGUUUGCUAGGGUUUUGGAGUUGGCCAAUGCCGAGAAGGUUCCCGCUGUGGGUGCCCUAACCAGUGAGAACCGUGAUACCUGGACCGAGGUCCGCAAGAUGAUGAUCGAGGCUUCUCCGGAAAACAAAAAGGCACUUCAACUUAUCGAGUCCGCAUCCUUCAUUGUCUGCUUAGACGAUACUUCUCCAGUUACCCUCGAGGAGCGUGCGCACCAGUACUGGCACGGAGACGGUCAAAACCGCUUCUUCGACAAGCCCCUCCAGUUCAUCAUCAAUGAGAAUGGCACCGCAGGAUUCAUGGGUGAGCACUCGAUGAUGGAUGGUACCCCCACCCACCGUCUCAACGAUUACCUCAAUGACCAAAUCUUCCAUAACAAGAUUGACCUCGCUGUCGGUGAUGUCCGCAGCAAUCUUCCAGAACCUUUGAAAGUCUUGGCAUACUUAGGCUACGGGAAGGGCCUGAUCAAGAAGUUCAAGUGUUCGCCGGACGCCUAUGUCCAGAUGGUUAUCCAGUUGGCCUAUUACAAGAUGUAUGGCAAGAACCGCCCAACCUACGAAUCGGCUGCCACCCGCAAAUUUCAAGUAGGCCGGACAGAAACUUGUCGCACAGUCUCCGAGGAAAGCGUAGCUUGGUGCAAGUCGAUGAUGGACCCCGACACUGAUCCAAAGACUUGCAUCUCCAACUUCCGCGCUGCGAUCAACGCCCACGUCGUGUACAUCUCCACCGCCUCGGAAGGCAAGGGUGUAGAUCGCCACCUUUUCGGCCUGAAGAAGCUCCUCCCCCCCGGUGCAGCCCUGCCCAAGAUCUACGCUGAUCCCGCCUAUGGGUACUCCUCCAGCUGGUUCCUUUCAACCUCUCAGCUGUCCAGUGAGUACUUCAAUGGAUAUGGCUGGAGCCAAGUCAUCGACCAAGGUUACGGAAUCGCCUAUAUGAUUAACGAGAACAACCUACAGUUCAAUAUUGUCUCAAAGAAGCAAGGGUGCGAGAGGAUGCAGUUUUACCUCACCGAUGCUGCGAACGACUUGAGGGAGUUGAUGGAGAGCGAGUUAGAGACUAAAGCUAAGCUGUAAGCGUUUCUUGGAGUUGAAACUAGGAAGCUGAAAUUACAGGGCGCAAGCUUUUUUUUCCCUCCCUUUCCUUCCCCACUUCUCGUAUCUUUUCCCCUUAUCUUUUGGGCGUUGCUCUUUUUCUUUCUUGAUUUCUUUUGUAGGGUUGUCAGGUAGAUCGAUAUGCUCUAGAUUAUUAUUUUUUACGGGGAUCCUGGUAAACAGGCAGAUUAGAGGGAUGAUGAAUAAUUUAUUCAUGGAUGACGACCGGUGUGACAUUCGGGAGCUUGGGAAGUGCGGAGUGUUUGUAGAGUAGUGAAUGUGAAAAAAGAGAAUAUACUUAUGGGGCGUCUGAACUUUUAUUAGCGCUUGUAAA
Molecule: messenger RNA, 2218 nt
Organism: Tuber melanosporum (Perigord truffle)
Lineage: Eukaryota; Fungi; Ascomycota; Pezizomycetes; Pezizales; Tuberaceae
Exons: 5
Coding region: 1-1866 (621 amino acids)
Biological process (GO): carnitine metabolic process
Cellular component (GO): peroxisome; mitochondrion
Molecular function (GO): carnitine O-acetyltransferase activity
Source: RefSeq, a predicted model, not a curated record